AUUAAUCAGUCUUCCAGAAAUGCUGCGGAUAAUUGUGCUCUGCGCUCUGCUGGCCGUCGCCUGUGCUCAAGUCUCGAACCAUCAAAAUCGUCUCCCGUGCGGAUUCACAUGUACGCGGCAGCACAAUUCGGAGUGAACAUCGACAAUUCGUUUACGACAACGACCUGCACUGCAAACGGCGCUGAUCCAAAGGAUCGCUGCAAUGGAUGCUGCCAGGCUCGAGCUCUUGCUGGCGGUCUUACUCACUAUUGCUGCCUCCGGAUUUCCGUCAACGAAUGGACGCGAUUGCAUUUGCUGUACCAAUAA
Ostertagia ostertagi is the source of this 306-nucleotide messenger RNA. NCBI's taxonomy places the organism in Eukaryota, Metazoa, Nematoda, Chromadorea, Rhabditida, Trichostrongylidae. The record is from the annotation of a GenBank genome assembly.